AUGGAUCAAAAUAUCCAAUACCUACAAGAAAUAUUUCCAAAUUAUGACGAAGCGAUUAUCCGAGAUAUAUUUCAAGACUCUGGCCAAAGUGUUGAAAAGGCCGUAGAAAAGUUAAUAUCUCUUUCGUCAACCGGGAAUCAAUCACGCAGUUUGGCUAAUACGAAUCCCUGGGAAAUGGCGACUAUUCAAAAAGGAGCCACUGAUGUACUAAAUAAUGACCAAACUAACUUGACAAAGGCCUCAAAUAAAAAUAGAAAUGCAAGUACGAACAAUUUAACGAAACAACCGCUAAAUCAGGGUUUUAGCCAUAAUUUAGAAUCUGUCUGGAAUAACAGCAAGGCCGUAAAUCAGAUAAAACAAUCAAGAGGUUCUGAAAGAAGGGUACAAGAUCGACAUUAUGCAGCUCGUAAACCUAAAUUUAACAAACAGGAAAAUAACAUGGAUAAAACUCAAAUUUAUGUCAACCAAAUUCUUGAAAAAAAUAAAGGAAUAUCAAAAGUGUUAUACAUUGCUCGUGGCUGUCCAGGUAGUGGAAAAUCAACGCUAAUCAACGCUACCAAAAUUGAAAUAUUAGUCACCCUUCUGGCAUGUCUUAUUGACAGGUACGCGUUUGAUCCUACAAAAAUUUCCGAAGCACAUUCGUGGAAUCAAAAUGAAGCUGUUAAAAAUGCAAAUUUAGGAAUUUCACCUAUUUUCAUCGAUAAUACCAAUACCCAGCUUUGGGAAAUGAAACCAUACGUUGUUUUGGCUAUAAACGCUGGUUACCAUGUUGAAUUUAUUGAACCUUGUACUUGGUGGAAGUUCAAUGCCAAUCAGUUAGCAAGGCGCUGUACGCAUAAUGUACCACUCAACAAGAUAGAAUCUAUGUUGCAAAGAUUUGAACGAAGUGCUUCUGUUAAAUUAAUCUUGGGUGAAAAUUCGGCAGGAUUGCCUAACAAAACCGCCAGAGUUAACGAUAAUGGACAGAAUGAGCGUUUAUCAAGUCAACGCACGUUAAUAGACGAUCAACAUCGACUGGCUCCCGAAGCUACAAAGAACAUGAUGAAUGAUGAACCUAACGAGCGAGGAGAAACUAGUGGAAUAGAGGUGACUGGCAAAUGCAAUUAUUCCAUUUAUCCCAGUAUAAAGAUAUCCCAUACUACAGCAUCAUGGCUGCGCGAAAAAUUCGAAGUUGAAGAAGUGAAUGGAGGAGAAAUACUUGCUCUAUGCAAUAAAAAUUCCAAUGAUCUUGAAGUGUACAUAGAUGAGAGUUUUGGCAGAGAGCUAUAUAGGCAGUGGUUAAAGACAUUAAAAAUGAAGCAUGAAAACGAGAACAAUGCAAUGGUCAAUAAUGAUGAAGCCAUUGCUAGACAAUUGCAGCUGUUGGAAAAUGAUAUUGAAAAUUAUUAUUGUAACGAGGUACCUAAGAAUUGGAUAGCUGAUCAAAGAACACAUACAUCAGACAUAGGCGAUUCAUCUGCUUCAUUAUCUACUAUAAUAACAUCAGAGAAUUUUAAAGAUAUUAUCAGCGAACAAUUGGCCUUUAAAAUUGAAAAUGAAGAACAAAGCAAUCUCAGCGCACCUGUAGUUAGGAGAAUGCAGGAAAAGCUGAGCCAGUGGUAUCCUGGAAUCAAUACGUUGGUUUUAAAUGACUUUCUGGAACAGUCCGGUUAUAAUUUAGAAGAUACAGUAACUUUCCUGGAGGAAGUAUGUGGCUUUGGCGAGCCCAACAAACAAGAUGCAAGUGCUGGUAAAGUAAUUACAAGCACAAGAGAUGAAACGGAAUCCACGUAUAAGUCACCAUCUACCGUUAGCAUGCAACCUAAAAUGGAUGUUAAGAUGUAUAACCGACAAUCAUCCGAGUAUGCGGCUACCGCCAGAGAGUACUGUAAUAAAGCUAGCGAGUGUUACCAAUCUAAGCAAUAUUCUGUAGCAGGUCAUUACCAAGAACAGGCAACACAUUACUUCAAUUUAAGUAAAAAUGCUCGUAAUAUUGCGGCUGAAAUUAUGUUACAAUCAAGAAUGAUUGCUCUUCGACAAUACAAAGUUUUAGAUUUACAUGGUUUUACUGUAUCAGAAGCUGUAAAAAUUGUUGAAGAACAAUUGCAAGUCAUUCAAUGUGAUCCUAGCCUAUCUUUGCAUAAGAAAGAUAAUCGGUAUCUAACAAUCAUUGUUGGCUGCGGCAUUCACAGCGUCGACGGUAAAGCUCGAAUUAAGCCUGCGGUGGUAUCUUAUCUGAAAAGAAAAAAGUACAGAUACAACUUAAUCAGCAAUGGAGCAAUCAAAGUAGAAUUAUGCAGAAGCUCUCCGUGUAAGGCUCACAUUAAAAUUGAUUGCCCGAUACAGCAUAAUGGAUGCUCAGUUUCUUAUGUUAUUUUAUUUCCUAAAAAUAAAACUCUUGCAUUGCAAUAA
Messenger RNA from Trichoplax adhaerens, 2391 nucleotides. RefSeq lists its product as uncharacterized. The coding region runs from base 1 to 2391 and encodes 796 amino acids. NCBI's taxonomy places the organism in Eukaryota, Metazoa, Placozoa, Uniplacotomia, Trichoplacea, Trichoplacidae. The record is from RefSeq and is a predicted model, not a curated record. The transcript is spliced from 18 exons. Gene Ontology annotation, molecular function: ubiquitin binding.